Messenger RNA from Trichoderma virens Gv29-8, 2034 nucleotides. RefSeq lists its product as uncharacterized. The record is from RefSeq and is a predicted model, not a curated record. The coding region runs from base 1 to 2034 and encodes 677 amino acids. The transcript has a single exon. NCBI's taxonomy places the organism in Eukaryota, Fungi, Ascomycota, Sordariomycetes, Hypocreales, Hypocreaceae.
AUGUCCAUCCACAACUGGAGAGAGACUCGCAACUGGUCAUUCGGCUUUGGGGGUGUCUCCUACAGGAAUCUUCUCACUAUUUAUGCCAUUUGUGGACAACAACGAAUUGAGAUCGCACUCCAGCGCUUUAACGCGGGAGGGCGUGUCCCCGUCACUAUCAAAUCAGAUCAGGAGCACGGUGACUGUACCGUAACGUAUACUUCUCCUGGAUCCUGGCGUGAGCGGAAACUGGAUGAUAUCGGCCCACAUGGUGGUUUAUGGAAAGAUCGUGCAAAGGAGACAAUAGCUAGUCUGGAGCCAACAUUCGGCCGUCUACGGCCUCUCAUCAUCAACUUUGACACGAUCAAGGCAUGGGUGCAAAUCUGCGAAAGGGAACAUGAUAUCUGUCAGCAUCAAGGAGAUGACUUCAGUAUUCCAAAGAUCCGGUUGAUAGAUGUGAAAAACAUGUGCGUCAAAGAGUUUUCUGGACAAGCCAGACCGCCGUUUGCGACCCUGAGCUAUGUCUGGGGUACACGGCCAUUCUUACGCCUAACCACCGAUAUCUUACCAGAUUUUCUCCAAGUCGGAUCUCUCCGAAAGAAUAACUUGCCUCUCACGAUAAGUGACGCGAUAAUUGUUUGUGAAAACUUAGGGAUCGAUUACAUCUGGGUGGACAGCUUUUGCAUUCUUCAAGAUGAUGAGUUUGACAAGAUCCAAAUUAUCGACAAGAUGGACUCCAUUUAUCGCGAGAGCGUCUUGACAAUCGUCGCUGCAACAGGGACGGACGCUCAUUCCGGCAUCCCUGGAGUUCGCCCGAAUACCCGUUUUCUCGAGCAGCGAGUCUUGAGCGUGAGGGGAGUGCAACUUGUGGACUCGGUCGACCAUAAUCAGUUUCGAAUGCAGACUAGAUUUCAGGAACCAGAGUGGAUAUCAAGUACGCCAUGGGCAAGGCGAGCCUGGACGUUCCAAGAAGCUCUUGUCUCCCGUAGAGCGCUUUUCUUCACCCCAGAGCAAGUGUAUUGGAGCUGUCGCGAGGGUCUCCUGAGCGAGGACACAACGGAGCACUUUGGAUUGAAGAAGGACGAAUAUGAAAGGAGAAUACGCUUGGACGACGAAUUCAGUCCGCUGGAAUAUAAGAAUAUCGCCAUCACGUUUUCAACUCGAAGGCUUACUUUUGAAGCCGAUAUUGGUCGUGCAUAUUUGGGGACUCAAAAUUACUUGGAUAAAAAAUGGGGUGGUCAUAGAUUCUCCUGGGGGCUACCUCACGGCGCCUUUGGAUCGUUUCUGAUGUGGGAGUGGGGAUUUAUGACAGAUAGGCGAAAACGAGAGGGGACUCAUCCAAUGAGACUGACAGAUGGAUCUAUUGCGCAUGUUCCUUUCCCAAGUUGGUCAUGGAUGGGGUGGACCGAAGGUCAACAGCUUAUUGACUUCUUUGGGGAUGAGCCAGACGCCCACAGUCCCUCAUUCUUUGUGUUUGAUUCAUCCAAUACCCUCCUGGUGGUUGAGGAUGGAGCACACUGGAUGAGUAAGCCCAAGUCUCUUGUAGACUUGUUAACAACGGACCGGGAUCCAACGGAUGCCAACAUUGAAUUCGAGACAGAAGUGAAGGAAAAUGAUAUUCCCCCAGAAUUACACGCAAAUUUAUCACUUCGACAAAGUGCUUUGAUCUUCUACACGGAAACGGUGAAGGUCAAGUAUGAUCUAUCGUCUGGGUUCAAACCGAAAGGGUCGCUCGAUACCCCUUCCAAUUUAAAAAUGAUCAGUCAGACGUACCCAUUCUCCAUCAAGAUCGGCAGCAAGUUCUACGAAAUUGUUGAAACAAAUCGAAAUGAUGCCAAUGAUAACAAACAAUUAGAAGAAAUUGAGCUAGUGGCUGUGUUUUCCGGACAGAUGACCAAACCAAGGAAGCUUCGUGGGCAAUACAGAUUAUACUGUUGGCCAGUUUUCAGGCAAGGAGGAUUGAGAGUGAGGGCAUCGUAUAUGGCUACUGUAAUUUUCCUCAAGCUGUGGAAUAUUCUGCCCCAGCGCAAUUGGGAAAUGGUAACUAUGAUCUAG